Diceros bicornis minor is the source of this 1679-nucleotide messenger RNA. RefSeq names its product heterogeneous nuclear ribonucleoprotein H3 (gene HNRNPH3). NCBI's taxonomy places the organism in Eukaryota, Metazoa, Chordata, Mammalia, Perissodactyla, Rhinocerotidae. The record is from RefSeq and is a predicted model, not a curated record. Gene Ontology annotation, cellular component: nucleoplasm; ribonucleoprotein complex. The transcript is spliced from 10 exons. Gene Ontology annotation, biological process: regulation of RNA splicing. Gene Ontology annotation, molecular function: RNA binding. The coding region runs from base 412 to 1452 and encodes 346 amino acids.
AUGGCGCCGGAUGGGCCUGGCCUCCCACCGCGGCCUCCCUUCCUCCGCAGUCUCGGCAGGGCUACCUGGGCUGGCGGGACUGCGAGUGACUUCUGACGCAGAUUCCCAAGAUGAGAGAGGCUGGAGCUGGGGGAGGAAGGCCAAUGGCGACGAAGGCGCUCAACUCCCAAAUCCAGGACAAAGGAGGCAGACGGGCUCCUUUGUAAUUCCGCCGCCCGGUGGCCAAGGUUUUUAAGCCAGGCUUGGCUGCCGGACCGGGAGGGAGGGAAGGGGGGGACUCUCCCUAGCUCUCUGGUCUCUAGGGCAGCUAGAUAAACGGAAAGUCUGCGGGGAGGAAUAAAGGACGCUUAGCCGGCCCUUAUAUUCCAGAUUUGGAACUUCGAAAAGACAUUUAAAUCAAACGGUAUUGAGAUGGAUUGGGUUAUGAAACAUAAUGGUCCAAAUGACGCUAGUGAUGGGACAGUACGACUUCGUGGACUGCCAUUUGGUUGCAGCAAAGAGGAAAUAGUUCAGUUCUUUCAAGGGUUGGAAAUCGUGCCAAAUGGGAUAACAUUGACGAUGGACUACCAGGGGAGAAGCACAGGGGAGGCCUUCGUGCAGUUUGCUUCAAAGGAGAUAGCAGAAAAUGCUCUGGGGAAACACAAGGAAAGAAUAGGGCACAGGUAUAUUGAGAUCUUCAGAAGUAGCAGGAGUGAAAUCAAAGGAUUUUAUGAUCCACCAAGAAGAUUGCUGGGCCAGCGACCGGGACCAUAUGAUAGACCAAUAGGAGGAAGAGGGGGUUAUUAUGGAGCUGGGCGUGGAAGUAUGUAUGACAGAAUGCGACGAGGAGGUGAUGGAUAUGAUGGUGGUUAUGGAGGUUUUGAUGACUAUGGUGGCUAUAAUAAUUAUGGCUAUGGAAAUGAUGGCUUUGAUGAUAGAAUGAGAGAUGGAAGAGGUAUGGGAGGACAUGGCUAUGGUGGAGCUGGCGAUGCAAGUUCAGGUUUCCAUGGUGGUCAUUUUGUACAUAUGAGAGGAUUGCCUUUUCGUGCAACUGAAAAUGACAUUGCUAAUUUCUUCUCACCACUAAAUCCAAUACGAGUGCAUAUUGAUAUUGGAGCUGAUGGCAGAGCAACAGGAGAAGCAGAUGUAGAGUUUGUGACACAUGAAGAUGCAGUAGCUGCCAUGUCUAAAGAUAAGAAUAACAUGCAACAUCGAUACAUUGAGCUCUUCUUGAAUUCUACUCCUGGAGGCAGCUCUGGAAUGGGAGGUUCUGGAAUGGGAGGCUACGGCAGAGAUGGAAUGGAUAAUCAAGGAGGUUAUGGCUCUGUUGGAAGAAUGGGAAUGGGGAACAAUUACAGUGGAGGCUAUGGUACUCCUGAUGGCUUGGGUGGUUAUGGCCGCGGUGGUGGAGGCAGUGGAGGUUACUAUGGGCAAGGUGGCAUGAGUGGAGGUGGAUGGCGUGGGAUGUACUAAAUUAAAGGAUAACCACCAACAUAAAAGUCCUGACAACAGCAUCUGGUCUACUAGACUUUCUUACAGAUUUAAUUUCUUUUGUAUUUUAAGAACUUUAUAAUGACUGAAGGAAUGUGUUUUCAAAAUAUUAUUUGGUAAAGCAACAGAUUGUGAUGGGAAAAACUGUUUUCUGUAGGUUUUAUUUGUUGCAUACUUUGACUUAAAAAUAAAUUUUUAUAUUCAAACCA